UCGGAAGAGUCCGCGGAACAGUAUUUAGCAACACGCUUUCUGUACGCACGAUCAUGAUGCCUGACUCGAUCACAGACAGCGGCCAAAACCUGCUGUGCUAACCCAACGGGCAAGGCGUCCUAAUCCAGCAGGAAACGGGCGACAUGCCACUUUGGGACCGUGCGCAGUCAACCCGGCCCCGAGUCAUCCUGCUGCUGCUUCUGCUGCUUCCCAACCACUCGCCCAGCUACGAUGACGACCUCACCCGUGUACGCCUACUUCGUGCUCGCCAUCGGGGCGCUGUUCGUCUACUGGCGGCGCCUCCGCGCGCACGCGACGCUCAGACCCCCGCCUGGGCCCCCCGGGCUCCCUAUCCUGGGCAACCUGCUCGACAUGCCGUCCGACCCUCGCGUGUGGGAAACGUUUGCGCGCUGGGGCAAGGAGUACCGGUCACGCAUUCAACAGAGUCGGAUGUGGUGUCCGUGAACGUGCUCGGCAAGCCUAUCGUCGUGCUCUCGUCCAUGGGUGCCAUUCAUGAUCUGCUGGAUCGGCGCGGGGCGAUCUACUCCGGAAGAUGCGAGCAGGGGCCGACUGACGAUGUUGAACGAGUUGAUGGGCUGGGACUUCAGCUUCGGUCUGAUGAAUUACGGAAGCAGCGUGUAUGGCGUUCAAUUGUAUUGGUGUUGAGUCCGGCCUCUGAGUACCUCAUGUCCAGGCGGCGUUACCGACGCAUUUCGCUCGAGCAGCUACACCCCGCUGCGAUCAAACGGUUCUACCCUCAAGAGCAGACAUAUGUCUUGCGCCUCCUGCGCAGAUUCGUGGAAGAUCCGGCACCGGUGGAUAUAACGGCCCACUUCAGAUGGUUCGUGGGAGCAGUGAUGAUGAACAUCAUCUAUGGCAUAGACACGGACGCGCCCGAUGACCAGUGCAUCCGGCUCGCCAAAGAAGCAAUGCACGCGAUGGCCCUCGCCCUGGAGCCGGGGGCCUUCCUCGUUGACACGUUCCCGAUCCUCAAACACGUUCCGAGCUGGAUGCCCGGCGCCGGAUUCAAGACCAAGGCGCGCCACUGGAAAAACAUCAACCACGACUUGCAGCACGUGCCGUUUUCUGAGAGCCUCAAGGACAUGGAACGCGGCGCAGGCGCGGCCGAGUCGUUCGUCUCGCACAGCAUGUCGUCCGAGAGUCAUCCGCCCGCCAAUGCAUCGGAAGUUCGCCCACUCGCGACCGCACUGUUCGUCGCUGCGGCUGACACAUCUGUCUCCGCGCUUGGAACUUUCAUCCUGGCCAUGCUCAGCAAUCCAGGCUCGCAAGAAUGCGCCAAGAAAGAGUUAGAUGGCGUCCUGGGUGCGGGUGUUCUCCCCACGAUGGCUGACCGGCCGCAGCUGCCGUACAUCUCGGCUAUCGUCAAAGAAGUCCUGCGCUGGAAAGUGGUCACACCUCUUGGUGUUCCGCAUCACGUUGGUGUCGCGGAUGAAUACGAGGGCUACGGCAUUUCCCCGAAUUCGACCGUGAUCCCGAACAUCUGGGCUUUGCUGCAUGAUGAGGAGAUGUAUAAAGACCCAGAGGCUUUCCAACCGGAGAGAUUCCUGAUCGACGGGAAACUCAACCCGGACAUUCUAGAUCCGGAGACCAUCACAUUCGGAUUCGGGAGAAGAAUCUGCCCCGGCCGGCACCUUGCCGUGGACACCCUCUGGAUCACUAUCGCGAGCAUCCUCGCGACGUUCGAGAUCGAGAAGACCAUAGACGAGAGCGGGGAUCCGGUCGAGCCGAGCUACGCGUAUCACUGGGGAUUAGUUAGCGCCCCGGAUCCUUUUUCUUGCCAGAUGAAGCUGAGGUCGGAAGCCACUUUACGGUCGAUUUGAGACGCGUUUGACCGCCGAAAGAAAUCUAGACGUCACCGCUUCCCAUGUACGAUCAGUGAAUGAGACGACCUUUUCGGUCUAGGACUCAGAUUGUUCAUCCCUUCGGCCGAUCGGAGUAGGUAUCGAUUUCUCGCCGUGCCCCUCACUAAACUAUCCGUCUCUGGAAGUCUCUCAGAGCAAAUGUGAGUGGAC
Molecule: messenger RNA, 2033 nt
Organism: Mycena citricolor
Lineage: Eukaryota; Fungi; Basidiomycota; Agaricomycetes; Agaricales; Mycenaceae
Source: the annotation of a GenBank genome assembly